Messenger RNA from Striga asiatica, 3327 nucleotides. The record is from the annotation of a GenBank genome assembly. NCBI's taxonomy places the organism in Eukaryota, Viridiplantae, Streptophyta, Magnoliopsida, Lamiales, Orobanchaceae.
GCAGACGACAUUGCAGAGGAGAACAUCGACCUCAUCGUCAUUCCCAUUAUAGCAGACGCCAUUGCAGAGGGAAACAUCGAGCUCAUCCCUCGCCAAGCAUUCUCCGCUCCUCAGGUGUCACGUCAAGUUCGGAGACCUUCCUCAAAAGGUGUCCCUGCUAAUUUUCAGUUUCUCAAUAACAUUGGUUCACAUAUGGACACUUACGCAUUGAAGGCAGUGACGGACUUACCUGCUCCAUUUCGCUCUGCUUUUAGUUUCAGGUAUUUCAACUCGUUGCAGAGCGAAUGUUUUCCUACAUGCUACCUUUUCGAUGUGAACAUGGUCAUUUCAGCACCAACUGGAAGUGGAAAAACAGUACUUUUUGAGUUAUGCAUUAUGAGGCUUCUCUCCAAGUCCAUCAAUUGUGAUGGGAAAUUCACGCACCUUAAGGGGACCCUUAAAACAUUGCUCACUGGAGUAAAUGUAUUCUGUUAUGAAGAUCUACAUAGCUCCAUCAAAGGCAUUGGUACAAGAGAAGCUGCGGGAUUGGACUCAGAAACUUGGACCACUGGGAAUACAUUGCCUCGAGUUAACGGACCUGACCUCCCUUCCUCACAGAAAUUUGAUGCUGUGACUCGUUAUCGUAUAAAAGAUGGAGGCUUGAGUUUUUUCAGCGAUAUAGCACUUGUGCUUAUUGAUGAAGUUCAUUUGCUGAACGACCCUCGAGGAGCAGCUCUAGAAGCAAUAGUCAGCAGAAUUAAAAUGAUUGCUCGCAGCCCUGAAAUGAAAUCAAGUUCUUUAUCCCUUAUCCGAUUCUUAGCUGUUUCUGCUACAAUUCCAAAUAUCCAUGACCUUGCGGAGUGGCUUAUGGUUCCUACUCAGGGAAUUAAAAGAUUUGGAGAAGAAAUGAGACCAGUAAAGCUGACUACCAAAGUUUUUGGAUACGCAGCUGCUAAAAAUGAUUUCUUAUUUGAAAAGCGUCUUCAAAACUACAUAUAUGAUACAAUAACCAGAAGCCUUCAAUCUUUAGAUCUUCUCAUGCAAUUUUCUGGAGGAAAAUCUGCCUUGAUCUUUUGCUCCACCAGAAAAGGAGCACAAGAAGCUGCACAACGACUCUCCCAGAUAGCAAUGACUUUUGGCCAUUCAAGUCCUUUCAUCAAAAGCAGAGAACAGCAGGAAAGAUUAAGGGAAGCCUCAUUGUCAUGUAGUGACAAACAAAUGCAGUCUUACAUACUUUAUGGUGGUACGAUGUGUGGAAGAGCAGGCCGCCCCCCGUUUGAUGACACGGGAAUGGUCAUAAUAAUGACGAGAAAAGAAACAGUCCAUUUGUAUGAGAAUUUAUUAAAUGGGUGCGAAAUGGUGGAAUCACAGUUGCUACCGUGUAUGACAGAGCAUCUUACGGCAGAGAUAGUACAAUCAACAGUCUCAGAUAUCACAAGGGCCAUUGAAUGGAUGAAAUGCUCAUACUUAUACAAUCCUCAGAACUAUUCAAUUUCGAAAGGGAUGACUGGUAAUCAAAUAGAAAGGCACUUACAAGAGAUCUGUGUUCAGAAAGUCAAUGAGCUGUCACAAUAUCAGAUGGUCUGGACUGAUGAAGAUGGUUUCCUCCUGAAGCCACUUGAGCCUGGAAGGUUGAUGACAAAGUAUUACCUGAAGUUCGAUACAAUGAAGCACAUUAUACAGGCCCCGGCAAACUGCACCACUGAAGAUGCACUUCACAUUAUAUGUCGGGCAGAAGAAAUCUCAUGGAUACAACUGAGGCGGAAUGAGAAGAAGCUCCUAAAUGACAUAAACAAUGAGAAAGAUGGUCGACUUCGCUUCCACGUCCUUGAUGAUAAAGGAAAGCGGAAAAAACGCAUCCAAACCAGAGAAGAGAAGAUAUUUAUUCUGGUGAAUGAUUGCUUGACUGGCAAUCCUUUAGUGCGGGACCUAUCCAUGAGCCAGGACAUGAACUCUAUAUGCUCAAAUGGGUCUAGAAUUGCGAAGUGCAUGAAAGAGUACUUUAUUUACAAGAAAAGCUAUAGAGGAGCUUUGAAUUCAACGCUGCUUGCCAAAUGCUUGCAUCAGAAGUUAUGGGAUGACAGUCCUUACUUGCUGAAACAAUUACCUGGAGUUGGAAUGGUGACUGCAAAGGCACUGCAUUCGAUGGGAGUAAUGACAUUUGAUAGCCUCUUAGAAGCUGAUUCAAGAAAGAUAGAGCUGGUGACUGGUCGAAAAUAUCCAUUUGGGAACCACAUCAAGGAUUCUUUGUUGUCUCUACCCCCGAAAGUUGAGAUGGUUCUUGAGGAAACUGAGGGACAAAGGAUGGGAAAGUCAAAGCUUCUGAUAACUCUAACUAGGCUAUCACAGCCAUUGCAAUCAAAUAAGAGACACUAUGCUGAUAUGAUGGUUGGUGUUGAAGAUGAUAACCUCAUUCUAUUCUAUGAAAAAAUAAGAUUGGAGGACUUCUCAAGUCCUUACUGUGCUACGGUGUUGUAUUCAAGUCCUCGGCAAGGAAAGCUGACAAUUAAAGUGGAUCUAAUACAUGAAGAAAUCAUUGGCAUUGAUCUACAUCAAAAGGUUAUUAUCACGCCACCGUUAGACAUAAAACUCACCAACAAACAUAGACCAAAGGAUCUCAUCCCAUUUUACCCCAAGGAUGUUCACACCUUAAAAGACGAUGAGGAUCAUGCCUUUGCUGCUUCUAAUAAAUUGAUAGAGAACUCAGUUUCCAUGCCCAGCUUCAAGCUUAUUGAUGAAGAUUUGGAAGAUGACAUGUCGGUUGAUAAAACCGAGAUUGAUGACUGUAAAAUUAUAACGGAAAGUACUGUGUUCGACCAUAUUCGAACAAAGGCAAAGAGUUUGCCUGUUUUGCCAAUGUCCAGCGACACACCUUCGCCAUCUCUAGAAGCCUUCACACUUAUCAGAAAACGCACUCGCGAGAGACAUCAUGAACUGGAUAAUGACAUCGAGGUUUCAGGACUACAGAAGGGAAGUAAAAUUUCACGAAAUACUCAGUAUUUUGAACUUGCCGAACCACAGCAGGACGAGAACUUGAAUUUUUCGCCCGACAGGCUCUUUGACCUAUUCAAGGACGCAGAUUUUUGGAAUGUAGAAGACAAACGAGCGACUGAACACCAGAAUACUGAGUCUGGAGCACUUACUCCUCAAGAAACAAGUCUUCAAAGAGAUGAGGUUCCUGUUACCUGUGUAUCAACGAAAAAAGAUGAAAUUCAACUCCCUGUAAUCUCUAGUCAAAGCGAUUUACGAGAAAGACAGCUUUGCUCACUGGCAAUCCCCGCAGAAUUGAAACUCUACGUAGAAGUACAUGUCACAGUUGAAGAUAUGCUGGUAUGUUGGAGUAGAAGG